Molecule: messenger RNA, 1761 nt
Organism: Arabidopsis arenosa
Lineage: Eukaryota; Viridiplantae; Streptophyta; Magnoliopsida; Brassicales; Brassicaceae
Source: the annotation of a GenBank genome assembly
CGAGCACUCAGAGAAAGACGAUGGGGUCGUCACAGUCUUCGCAAAUACUUGAUGAUGAAGAAGAUGAAGAAGCAGAGAGCGAAGGUGAAGAAGUAGAAGAAGAAGAAGAAGAGGAAGGUGUUAAUGGCGGAUUGAACAACAGAAGAAUCGAGCUGGAUAAUCUCUUGGUCAAGAAGGUUCUUGAGCAAGAGCCUGAGAUGCUUCCUUGUCACGCCUCUGCUUCUCCACUCUCUCCUCAGCUCUCUUCUCUUGGAACUCCUCGAAUCGGACCUUCCAUCAAAGUCUGGGAUCCUUACAACGUCCUCGCGCCUCCUCCUUCUUCUCCGCCUCUCUUCUCUCGUAUCUCCGCCGCCGCGGAACACGAUCGCUCCGCCGUGACGGAAGUCUAUUUCAUCAGCCAUGGCGAGUGUGAUCUCAAUCUCAGGCCUGAUCUGAUUGGAGGUAGGUGCCACGUGGCUACUCUCACACCCAAUGGAAAACGUCAGGCGAGAGCUCUCGCCGUCUUUUUAAACUCCGAAGGUGUUCGAUUCACUUCCGUCUUCUCUUCGCCUCUGGAUCGAGCUAGAUCCAUGGCUGUUUCCGUUUGCCAGGAAAUGAAUUAUCCGGAAGAGCAUUUGCAAGUCUCGGAUGCUGUCGUUGAGAUGAGUUUAGGGGACUGGGAAAGCUGUCAUCGGUCAGAGAUCUACACACCGGAAACUUUAAGCUUAAUAGAAAGAUGCCAACCUGAUUUCUCAGCUCCAUCCGGCGAAUCACUUAGACAAGUAGAGUUUCGGAUGGUUCAGUUUCUGAAUGGGACAGUCUCAGGACUUUCGGAGAAGCUCAGAUCAGAACUUCUUCCAUCUACACAUCACACAAAUUCCCGAGGGUUCUCGUUAGCGAAUUCUGUUCAUCGUCCAAUUCUUACAAGGAAGAAAUCUGGGAAGAGCCGGUUUCAGGUGAUGAAUGCAACCGGUGAUCACGAGGGUAGUGAAGAGAUAUUUAGUAAUCACAAUGAUGAACAACACCUAGGUGAUAUAAACAUCAAGAGUUCCUCUUCUCAACUCUCAACCUGCAUUGGAGUUUUCACUCACUCUUUACCUAUAAAAUGCCUUCUUACCGGUAUCCUUGGAUGCAGCCCGGUAAUGACACAUAAGAUCUGUGUGGAGGAUUCAUCUGUGACCGUGUUACAGCAUUCGUGGAAAACCGGUUGGCAGGUAAAGCGAACAGAAGAAAAAGAAACACCCAUGGCUCUGUUUUCUAGCUUCUCUGUUUCCGCGUUUCUCUUGAUCGUUGUAUCGGUUCAAUGGACUCUGGUUUGCAGUGAAUCCACAAUCUUAGCUUCUCCUGCUGUUUUACCGUAUAUCAAUGCACCAGAUAUGUCUUCAUUUUUCCCUUCUCCGACCAACGACUGGCCAGUAGAGACAGCGACCUCUCCUGUUCCAGAACCAGAAGCGCCUGGUCCAAGCUCAGGCCAGCUUAAUGGGAAGAUUUCAGGCAGAUCAAUGCGGCUCCAUCCUGAUCUUUCUUUGGUUUUAGCCAUUGUUGGGAUCUGUAGCUUUCUAUGUGUUAAUGAAUCAAUGCUGGUUAGGUUUCUACACUAUUGAUGCUGUAAUAUUUAUAUUUUGUGGUUCGCUUUUAGAGCAUCAUCCUUCGAGUCUGUUUUGUUCUUAAUCACACGAACUUCAACAUAUAAUACUACGUUGUUACUGUUAUACUUAUGUGUAUGCAUAUUUUUAUUUACAGUGUAUAAAAUGCAACAAAGUAUAAAAUGUAGACUCUGAU